AUGCGACGGGGAAGUAGGGAUGUGGGGCACCGAGGUGGGGGGGCGGGGAAAAGGGUCGCAGGAAGAGUAAGAGAGGAAGGGAAAAUGGUGAAGGGCUGGAGCCAUGGUGAUGGGUCUGAAAAAGAGAGGGAGUCAGAGUGGCAGAAAGUCGAAGGGAAGACAUUGUUCCAGAGCGAGGCACCGCAAAGAGGUAAGAAGGAGAGCACAAGUUUCGAG
Molecule: messenger RNA, 216 nt
Organism: Iphiclides podalirius (scarce swallowtail)
Lineage: Eukaryota; Metazoa; Arthropoda; Insecta; Lepidoptera; Papilionidae
Source: the annotation of a GenBank genome assembly